UAGACGUUAUCGUUCCUUGGAAAAAAAAGGGUAAAACCCCCAUCUUAAUUACAUAAUUAAAGACUGAUAACCGCUUAAUCCAUCUUCUUACCUUUGAUUAAUCUUGCUCCGUCCUUUUGCCAUUUUGCUUUUUUUUUUCUUCUUGUUCUGCCUUUCGAAUCCAAUUCCCAAACCCUUCCUCCGCCGGAAUCCAUGGCGGCCGUGCUCUAGAUCCGACCACUUACCCAGUUCCUAGCUCUUCCGCCGCCUUCGAUGAAGCGGAGCAAGAGCGGCGAUUCCGUCCUCUCUCGCCGCCGGAAGUCGUCAUUCUUCUUCCUCGGUGCCGCCUUGCUCUACCUCCUCCUCAUCGCCCUUAAGUUCCGCCUUUUCCUCGACGUCGGCCUCGAACGGCCGCUGGAUGAAGUCGGGAGUGGACUUCCCGGAUCGUCCGACAUCGUCGGCGCUGAACAACGGAAGUUGGAGGACGGACGGAACUUUGAUGCCGUACGGAAGCCACGAGGAUACGGCGCCGUCGCCCGCAGCGAGACGUUUCGCGAAGGCUACGGCCGCAUCACCGGUGAAGUGAUGCGGCAGUACGUGCGGGGCCAGGGCCGGCAGCGGAGAGGCAAUUUCUCGGAGUUGGAGAGAAUGGCGCAGGAGGCGUGGGCGGUUGGCCUCAAGGCUUGGGAGGAGGUGGAGAAAUAUGAUGCCCGGGCUGAUUUGAACAGUUCGACCAUAAUUGGAGGGAACACGCAGUCUUCUUGCCCGUCGUCGAUGUCGAUGUCGAUGAGCAGCAAUGAGGACGCGGCGAAUAGUGAGCAGGUGAUGUUUCUACCCUGCGGAUUGGUGGUAGGGUCGUCGAUCACGUUUGUGGGCACGCCGCACAUUGCUCAUCAGGAGUAUGUGCCUCAGCUUGAUCGCCUAGGACAAGAGGAUGCAACUGUCCUGGUUUCCCAGUUCAUGGUAGAGUUGCAGGGGCUCAAAUCAGUGCAAAAUGAAGACCCGCCCAAGAUUCUUCAUUUCAAUCCAAGGCUUAAGGGUGACUGGAGUGAAAAGCCGAUCAUUGAGCACAAUACAUGCUACCGUAUGCAGUGGGGAAAAGCACUGCGCUGCAAUGGGGAGGCUUAUAAGGGUGAUGAUGCAACUGUUGAUGAAUUUGUCAAAUGUGAAAGUUGGGAGCAUGAGGAUACUACUAACCUGAAAGAGCCAAAAACAAUUUCAUGGUUGAAGAGAUUCAUUGGUCGUGCGAAGAAGCCAGAAAUGAAAUGGCCUUUUCCAUUCACAGAGGGUAAGCUUUUCGUUUUAGCAAUUCAGGCUGGAGUUGAAGGAUACCAUAUUUAUGUUGGUGGCCGCCAUAUUUCUUCUUUCCCAUAUAGGACGGGAUUUCCCCUCGAAGAUGCAACUGGUUUAGCAACGAAGGGAGAUGUUGACAUACACUCAGUUUAUGCUACUUCUCUUCCUACUACUCAUCCUAGCUUCUCUGUUCAGCAAAUAUUAGACAUGUCAGAGAGAUGGAAGGCCCCUCUGCUGCUACAAAGCUCAGUAGAGCUUUUCAUCGGUAUACUAUCAGCAUCAAAUCAUUUUGCUGAACGUAUGGCUAUAAGGAAAACAUGGAUGCAAUAUCCUGAAAUCCGAUCAUCAACUGUUGUAGCCCGCUUCUUUGUUGCACUGAGUCCAAGGAAGGAGUUAAAUGCAGCACUGAAGAAAGAGGCUGAGUAUUUUGGAGAUAUUGUGAUUUUGCCAUUUAUGGACCACUAUGAUUUAGUGGUACUUAAAACAAUAGCAAUUUGUGAAUUUGGAGUUCAGAAUUUGACUGCGCAAUAUAUCAUGAAAGGCGACGACGAUACAUUCAUUAGGGUGGAUGUUAUCAUGAGAAGAAUUCAAGGGGUUGCUUCUCAUGCUUCUCUUUACUUGGGCAACCUAAACAUCUUGCAUCGACCACUCCGAAGUGGAAAGUGGGCAGUCACAUUCGAGGAAUGGCCAGAGGAGGUAUAUCCUCCAUAUGCCAAUGGACCCGGGUACAUCAUCUCAAGCGACAUUGCCAAAUUUGUUGUAUCCCAACAUGCUAACCAAAGCUUAAGACUAUUCAAGAUGGAAGACGUGAGCAUGGGCAUGUGGGUCGAAGAAUUCAACACCACAACAUCCGUUCAGUACUCACACAGCUGGAAUUUCUGCCAAUAUGGAUGCGUCGAGAACUAUUACACAGCCCACUACCAGUCGCCGCGGCAGAUGCUGUGCUUGUGGGAGAAACUCUCUCAUGGCUUUGCUCAAUGUUGCAACUUCAGAUGACGAGUCACCGGGCGAUCGAUAGAUAGCUGACCUAGGGCAUUUUGAUCUGUGAGUUGUGAAAUUUGGUUGCUUCCUUCGAUAGCUUAUUUCCUUCUGGGGAGUUAACUUGUUGCACAGCCCAGCUCACGGAAUUAGUGCUAGUGUAAAUCCAUUUUUUUAUUGAUUAAAAGACCCUUCAUAUUCAGUUUUUUGCAGUUAAAAA
Messenger RNA from Zingiber officinale, 2470 nucleotides. RefSeq names its product hydroxyproline O-galactosyltransferase GALT2-like. The record is from RefSeq and is a predicted model, not a curated record. The transcript is spliced from 7 exons. Gene Ontology annotation, molecular function: carbohydrate binding; galactosyltransferase activity. The coding region runs from base 253 to 2268 and encodes 671 amino acids. Lineage: Eukaryota; Viridiplantae; Streptophyta; Magnoliopsida; Zingiberales; Zingiberaceae. Gene Ontology annotation, cellular component: Golgi membrane.